This is a messenger RNA of Laccaria bicolor S238N-H82, 519 nucleotides long. RefSeq lists its product as uncharacterized. Lineage: Eukaryota; Fungi; Basidiomycota; Agaricomycetes; Agaricales; Hydnangiaceae. The record is from RefSeq and is a predicted model, not a curated record. The coding region runs from base 1 to 519 and encodes 172 amino acids. The transcript is spliced from 3 exons.
AUGAUGAGGCUACACCUGAUAUUGAAAGAUCCCAUUACUUUAGUCCUUCACGGUUUUAUUGUAUUGAGACAAUUACUGCACCUUGUGGUGUUGUUAUUGCUUGGGCUAAAUUUCCCAACAAUUAGCAAUGGAAGCUGGGACAGAAUUUGGAAACAUACAACUCGGUUCAUUGUUGAUAGUUACCACUAUAUUAAUCACCGUGUUGGUGAUUAUAUUUGUCGAAAAUGGUGUAAUCCUGCACCAUUGAAUGGAUCAGCUCCAAAUCUUGUUGUUGUUGAAAAAGACAAACAUGGUCGAUCAUACUACAAGCGAGCAUUCAACACACAGGCCUGUGAACAGUUAAAUGCCUGGCUAGGUGGAUUUGAGUCUAUCCUGAAGAGGAUGACACAAGGCAAUUUUGACUGGUUUUUGCAUUCUAUGUUGUUUUACCACAGCCAAUAUGUGAUGGAAAAGCAGAUGAAGAGACCAUAUAUGGAAGAGGAGAAAGAUGUUGACUCAGAUUUUGAAGAUGACACCUAA